Messenger RNA from Mytilinidion resinicola, 1038 nucleotides. RefSeq lists its product as uncharacterized. Lineage: Eukaryota; Fungi; Ascomycota; Dothideomycetes; Mytilinidiales; Mytilinidiaceae. The transcript has a single exon. The record is from RefSeq and is a predicted model, not a curated record. Bases 150 to 797 code for a protein of 215 amino acids.
GUCCAGUAGUGUGGUAGUACCUCUGGCUUCCACACCUUUUCGCUCCGCCAAGACUUACCCGAACACGUAGCUCAUCACGUGCAGGCCUCGCUUUCAAGAUCCGACUCACACUUCAACCUUCCUUUCACACAAACUAACAAAAGCCCACCAUGCAGCGCCCACGCAACCGCCAACCCCGCGACUCCAACUCCAACUCGAGUUCCCGCGGCCGUGGCAACCCCCGCGGCGGUCGACCCUCCCACCGCAAUUCUCCGCGAUCCUACAACUCCUCCAGCUCUGUCCCCUCCUUCUCCGCCCUCGCUUCCGGCACACCCGUUUCUAUCGUCCUUAAAAUUGAUCAGCCUACUGGGCAUCAGGUUCGCGGCAUAGUAGCCGAUCUCCUGACGCGGGGCGAUCACCCCCGCGGCGUAAAAGUGCGGUUGCGAGACGGGCGUGUAGGGCGAGUGCAAGGGCUUGUUUCGCUUGCGGAAGGAGAGGCCGGGGAGGCGGUGGCGGGUGGUGUUGGUGCAAACUUAGGGCGGGAUGGUGAGAAUGGUAGUAUAAGAGGAAGAGCUAGGCAGUUCAAAUAUACGGAUGUGCGGGAAGAGGAGGAUGGGGAGUAUGAACAAAGAGUGAGCAGUCUAGCGGAUUAUUGUCCGCAGCUGGCGCAGUUGGAACAGAAGGAGAACAGCGAGGUGGGAAGGCGCAAUGUGGGGGUCGAGCCUGUGACGGCAAGGUGUCCGGUUUGUGGGGAGUCUGAGGGUGAUGAGGUGGCUGUGGCGCAUCAUGUUGAGGAACAUUUUCGGGGAGAUGGGUGAAAGGGUACAUCGCUACGUAAUGGAUGUUGCAAAACACCGACAACAUGAACCCUCGCGAUGCCCGCUGUUUGGUUGGGCCUUUGAGGUGCAGAAGGAAGGACCCGACAGGGUACCUGAGCCUGGCCUUGACACGCAUGGCUUUGACUCUUGUCCCUCGCGAACUACGGGACCUGGAAUUGGCGCUAAAUCAGACUGGUCCCUGAGGACUAGUCACUCCACGUCCUCUGAUUUUCUAAGGAUC